Molecule: messenger RNA, 354 nt
Organism: Mycena citricolor
Lineage: Eukaryota; Fungi; Basidiomycota; Agaricomycetes; Agaricales; Mycenaceae
Source: the annotation of a GenBank genome assembly
GACUCGUCGUUCAACAUGUUCGACAGCGACUCGGAUAUUCUUGAGCUAGUCUGCGAUGAGCCUGCGCCCAAGCUGCCCAGGGAAAUCGCAGAGUCUGGCCUACGAGUCCGAUACCGGCGAGCGAGACAUUCCCACAGGCGAGAAUUUCAAAGAGAUGAAGCCAGUAACAGAUUCAUCCGUGUCCGGAACGGCAAGGUCAUGAACCGCCAAGGCCGCCCAGUCUGCCGCAUCAUGAGCGCCGGGGGAUGGGAGAAGGAUAGCGUAUUUGUUCAGCAUCUCUGUCACCAUUGUCGCGCGCGCGAUGGCCAAUGAUCGUCAAGUUAUGCAGCGCGGGCGACUACACGCAUAACCAAC